AUUUUAAUUCCCCACAGAGCUCUGUACCAUGGAGUGUGGUAGCCAUGGAGUCUGCUCAAGGGGAAUUUGCCAAUGUGAAGAAGGGUGGGUAGGACCAACAUGUGAAGAACGUUCCUGUCAUUCUCACUGUGCUGAGCAUGGCCAAUGCAAAGAUGGAAAAUGUGAGUGUAGCCCUGGAUGGGAGGGCGACCACUGCACAAUUGCUCACUACUUAGAUGCUGUCCGAGAUGGCUGCCCAGGGCUCUGCUUUGGAAAUGGGCGAUGUACCCUAGAUCAAAAUGGUUGGCACUGUGUGUGUCAGGUGGGUUGGAGUGGGACAGGCUGCAAUGUUGUCAUGGAAAUGCUUUGUGGAGAUAACUUGGACAAUGAUGGAGAUGGUUUGACUGACUGUGUGGACCCUGAUUGUUGUCAACAAAGCAACUGUUAUGUAAGUCCUCUCUGUCAGGGCUCACCAGAUCCUCUUGACCUCAUUCAGCAAAGCCAACCCCUCUUCUCUCAGCAUACUUCAAGGCUCUUCUACGAUCGAAUCAAAUUCCUUAUUGGCAAGGACAGUACUCAUGUCAUUCCUCCAGAGAUCUCGUUUGAAAGCAGGCGUGCUUGUGUGAUUCGAGGUCAAGUUGUGGCCAUAGAUGGAACCCCUCUGGUAGGGGUGAAUGUUAGUUUCUUGCACCACAGUGACUACGGAUUUACCAUCAGCCGUCAAGAUGGAAGCUUUGACCUGGUAGCCAUCGGUGGUAUCUCUAUCAUCCUAAUCUUUGAUCGCUCACCUUUCCUGUCUGAGAAGAGGACACUCUGGUUGCCUUGGAAUCAAUUUAUUGUAGUGGAGAAAGUAACCAUGCAGAGAGUUGUAUCAGACUCACCAUCCUGCGAUAUCUCCAACUUUAUCAGCCCAAAUCCUAUUGUGCUUCCUUCACCGCUCACAUCAUUUGGAGGGUCCUGUCCAGAGAGAGGAACUAUUGUUCCUGAACUGCAGGUUGUACAGGAGGAGAUCCGUAUUCCUUCCAGCUUUGUGAGGCUGAGUUACCUGAGCAGCCGCACCCCCGGGUAUAAAACCCUACUACGGAUCCUUCUGACACAUUCAACCAUUCCCAUGGGAAUGAUUAAAGUACACCUCACAGUAACUGUGGAAGGGCGACUCACACAGAAGUCAUUUCCUGCUGCAAUUAAUCUCGUCUACACAUUUGCUUGGAACAAGACUGACAUCUAUGGACAGAAGGUUUGGGGCCUAGCAGAGGCUUUAGUAUCUGUGGGAUAUGAAUAUGAAACUUGCCCUGACUUUAUCCUCUGGGAGAAAAGGACAGUCAUUUUACAAGGUUUUGAGAUGGAUGCUUCUAACCUAGGAGGCUGGUCGUUGAAUAAGCAUCAUAUUUUGAAUCCUCAAAGUGGAAUCAUACAUAAAGGGAAUGGAGAAAAUAUGUUUAUUUCCCAGCAGCCCCCAGUCAUAUCGACCAUAAUGGGUAAUGGACACCAACGAAGUGUAGCCUGCACCAACUGCAAUGGCCCAGCCCACAACAACAAACUCUUUGCUCCUGUUGCCUUAGCUUCUGGCCCUGAUGGUAGUGUGUAUGUUGGCGACUUCAAUUUUGUAAGGCGAAUAUUUCCCUCAGGAAACUCUGUUAGUAUUUUGGAAUUAAGAAACAGAGAUACCAGACAUAGCACAAGUCCUGCUCACAAAUACUAUCUUGCUAUGGACCCUAUGUCUGAAUCACUUUAUCUAUCAGACACCAAUACUCGAAAAGUCUACAAGUUGAAAUCUCUUGUGGAAAUAAAAGAUCUGUCCAAGAAUUUUGAAGUGGUGGCAGGAACAGGUGACCAAUGCCUUCCCUUUGACCAAAGUCACUGUGGAGAUGGCGGGAGAGCAUCUGAAGCUUCACUGAACAGCCCUCGAGGCAUCACAGUUGAUAGGCAUGGAUUCAUUUACUUUGUGGAUGGGACUAUGAUUCGGAGAAUUGAUGAGAAUGCUGUGAUCACCACCAUAAUCGGCUCGAAUGGUUUGACUUCCACACAGCCACUGAGCUGUGACUCAGGAAUGGACAUCACUCAGGUGAGAUUAGAGUGGCCAACCGACCUUGCAGUUAAUCCCAUGGACAAUUCAUUGUAUGUCUUGGAUAACAACAUUGUGCUGCAAAUCUCUGAGAACAGGCGUGUGCGGAUCAUUGCAGGGCGCCCCAUUCACUGCCAGGUGCCAGGUAUCAAUCAUUUUUUGGUCAGCAAGGUGGCAAUUCACUCCACUCUGGAGUCAGCUAGGGCUAUCAGUGUCUCCCACAGCGGACUGCUCUUCAUAGCUGAAACAGACGAGAGGAAAGUAAAUCGAAUUCAGCAAGUUACCACCAAUGGGGAGAUCUCUAUCAUGGCUGGUGCCCCCACUGACUGUGACUGCAAAAUUGAUCCCAACUGUGACUGUUUCUCAGGUGAUGGUGGCUAUGCUAAAGAUGCGAAGAUGAAAGCCCCUUCCUCCUUAGCAGUGUCGCCUGAUGGUACCCUCUAUGUAGCAGACCUUGGGAACGUUCGAAUUCGUACCAUUAGCAGGAACCAAGCCCACCUGAAUGACAUGAACCUUUAUGAGAUUGCUUCACCUGCUGAUCAAGAACUCUACCAGUUCACUGUCAAUGGAACCCACCUGCACACCUUGAACUUGAUAACAAGGGACUAUGUGUAUAAUUUCACCUACAAUGCUGAAGGUGACUUGGGUGCCAUUACCAGUAGCAAUGGCAACUCAGUGCAUAUUCGCCGGGAUGCAGGCGGAAUGCCCCUUUGGCUUGUGGUACCUGGUGGACAGGUGUACUGGCUGACCAUAAGCAGCAAUGGAGUCCUGAAAAGAGUGUCAGCCCAAGGCUAUAACCUGGCCUUGAUGACCUAUCCAGGAAACACAGGGCUGCUGGCUACCAAAAGUAAUGAAAAUGGAUGGACAACUGUUUAUGAGUAUGACCCCGAGGGACAUCUGACCAAUGCAACAUUUCCCACUGGAGAGGUCAGCAGCUUUCACAGUGACCUGGAGAAGCUGACAAAAGUGGAGCUAGAUACUUCCAACCGUGAAAAUGUCCUCAUGUCAACCAACUUGACAGCAACCAGUACCAUAUAUAUUUUAAAACAAGAAAAUACCCAAAGUACCUACCGGGUGAGUCCAGACGGCUCCCUACGUGUCACAUUUGCCAGCGGCAUGGAGAUCAGCCUCAGCUCAGAGCCCCACAUCCUGGCCGGGGCAGUGAACCCCACCUUGGGCAAGUGCAACAUCUCGCUGCCAGGAGAACACAACGCAAAUCUCAUUGAAUGGCGGCAGCGGAAGGAGCAAAACAAAGGCAACAUUUCAGCUUUUGAAAGGAGACUGAGGGCCCAUAACAGAAACCUGCUCUCUAUAGAUUUUGAUCAUAUAACUCACACAGGAAAGAUCUAUGAUGACCAUCGGAAAUUCACCCUUCAAAUUCUUUAUGACCAAACUGGGAGACCUGUCCUAUGGUCUCCCGUAAGCAGAUAUAAUGAAGUGAAUAUCACAUAUUCUUCUUCGGGACUGGUGACAUUUCUUCAAAGAGGGAUGUGGAAUGAAAAAAUGGAAUAUGACCAAAGUGGAAAAAUAAUUUCAAGAACUUGGGCUGAUGGGAAAAUUUGGAGCUAUACCUACUUAGAAAAGUCCGUGAUGCUUCUCUUACAUAGCCAGCGCCGUUACAUCUUUGAGUAUGACCAAUCGGAUUGUCUGUUCUCAGUCACCAUGCCUAGUAUGGUGCGCCACAGCUUACAAACCAUGCUUUCAGUGGGCUACUACCGGAACAUCUAUACCCCACCAGACAGUACCACUUCUUUUAUCCAGGACUAUAGUCAAGAUGGCCGACUACUACAGACCCUGCAUCUAGGGACAGGGCGCAGAGUUUUAUACAAGUACACCAAGCAAGCAAGACUGUCUGAGAUUCUGUAUGAUACCACUCAGGUCACAUUAACAUAUGAAGAGUCUUCUGGAGUGAUUAAGACAAUACACCUGAUGCACGAUGGCUUCAUUUGCACAAUCAGAUACAGGCAAACAGGACCUCUUAUUGGACGCCAGAUUUUCCGAUUCAGUGAAGAAGGUCUUGUGAAUGCUCGGUUUGACUACAGCUACAACAACUUCCGUGUCACAAGCAUGCAAGCUGUGAUAAAUGAAACCCCUUUGCCUAUAGACCUGUACCGAUAUAUUGAUGUAUCUGGUAGAACAGAGCAGUUUGGAAAAUUCAGUGUGAUUAAUUACGACUUAAAUCAAGUCAUCACUACUACAGUGAUGAAGCACACUAAGAUUUUCAGUGCCAAUGGACAAGUUAUUGAAGUCCAAUAUGAAAUCCUAAAGGCAAUUGCCUACUGGAUGACUAUUCAAUAUGAUAAUAUGGGCCGUAUGGUAAUAUGUGAUAUAAGAGUAGGAGUAGAUGCCAAUAUAACAAGAUACUUCUAUGAAUACGAUGCUGAUGGGCAACUUCAAACUGUUUCUGUAAAUGAUAAAACCCAAUGGCGUUACAGUUAUGAUCUGAAUGGCAACAUCAACCUCUUAAGCCAUGGGAAUAGUGCUCGUCUUACUCCUCUCCGAUAUGACCUCCGGGAUCGCAUCACCAGGCUAGGAGAAAUUCAGUAUAAAAUGGAUGAAGAUGGCUUUCUGAAGCAGAGAGGAAAUGACAUCUUUGAAUAUAAUUCUAAUGGUCUGCUGCAGAAAGCCUACAAUAAGGCUUCUGGCUGGAGUGUGCAAUAUUACUAUGAUGGGCUUGGGCGACGUGUUGCCAGUAAGUCCAGCCUACGGCAGCACCUCCAGUUCUUUUAUGCAGACCUUGCCAAUCCCAUAAGAGUUACUCAUUUGUACAACCACACAAGCUCAGAGAUUACAUCCUUGUAUUAUGAUCUCCAAGGUCACCUUAUUGCCAUGGAGCUAAGCAGUGGUGAAGAAUAUUAUGUAGCCUGUGAUAAUACAGGCACCCCGCUAGCUGUGUUCAGCAGUCGAGGUCAAGUGAUAAAAGAGAUAUUGUACACACCUUAUGGAGAUAUCUAUCAUGACACUUACCCUGACUUUCAGGUCAUCAUUGGUUUUCAUGGAGGACUUUAUGAUUUCCUUACUAAAUUAGUGCACCUGGGGCAAAGGGAUUAUGAUGUUGUUGCUGGUAGAUGGACGACACCUAAUCAUCAUAUAUGGAAACAGUUGAACAUCCUUCCUAAACCAUUCAACCUCUACUCCUUUGAAAAUAACUACCCAGUUGGCAAAAUUCAAGAUGUUGCAAAGUACACUACAGACAUUGGAAGUUGGUUGGAGCUAUUUGGUUUCCAGUUACACAAUGUACUACCUGGAUUUCCUAAACCAGAAUUAGAAAAUUUGGAAUUAACUUAUGAGCUUCUACAGCUUCAGACAAAAACUCAAGAGUGGGAUCCUGGAAAGACUAUCUUGGGUAUUCAGUGUGAGCUUCAGAAACAGCUCAGGAAUUUCAUUUCCUUGGACCAACUUCCUAUGACUCCCAGAUAUAAUGAACGGUGCCUUGAAGGAGGGAAACAACCAAGGUUUGCCGCUGUUUCUUCUGUUUUUGGAAAAGGUAUAAAAUUUGCUAUCAAGGAUGGCAUAGUAACAGCUGACAUCAUAGGAGUAGCCAAUGAAGAUAGCAGGCGGCUUGCUGCCAUUCUCAAUAAUGCUCACUACCUGGAAAACCUACAUUUUACCAUAGAUGGGAGGGACACUCACUAUUUCAUUAAGCUUGGGUCUCUGGAGGAAGACCUGGUGCUCAUCGGUAACACUGGGGGGAGGCGGAUUCUAGAGAAUGGGGUUAAUGUCACUGUGUCCCAGAUGACUUCUGUGUUGAAUGGGAGGACUAGACGGUUUGCAGAUAUCCAGCUCCAGCAUGGAGCUCUCUGCUUCAACAUCAGAUAUGGGACAACUGUCGAAGAGGAGAAGAAUCACGUGUUGGAGAUCGCCAGACAGCGCGCGGUAGCCCAGGCCUGGACUAAGGAACAAAGAAGGCUGCAAGAAGGGGAGGAGGGGAUUCGGGCGUGGACAGAGGGGGAAAAGCAGCAGCUUUUGAGCACUGGGAGGGUACAAGGUUAUGAUGGGUAUUUUGUUUUGUCUGUUGAGCAGUAUUUAGAACUUUCUGACAGUGCCAACAAUAUUCACUUCAUGAGACAGAGCGAAAUAGGCAAGAGGUAACAAAAAAAAUAUCUGCCUUUGCGUCACCAAAGACUGCCUGUUUUUAAAACAAAAAAUGGCUUAUUGUAUUGGUUUUCUAGAUCAGAACUCUGUAUAUGUAAAUAUGGAGGAAAAACAUAUCCAACUGCCUUUCAAUGUGACGGAAGAUGGUAUUUUAAUAUUGUUUGUUUAAACUAUUUAAGAAAUGACCGAGAUUUUUAGUUCCUCUGUGCCAGUGUUCAAAGUAACACAAGUAAAAUUAAAACAGUAAAAACAAAAAGUUUUCAGAAAGCACCACUUUAAAGUUGUUGAGCCAUGCAUAUUUAUGCUCAAGUAUACAAAAACAAACCCAACGUUCUGUAUCUCUAUCGGGACACAAAGUUUCAUAUUUAACUGUUGGCAGAACUUGCAGGCUAUUUGGAAAGGUGGUGCAAUAGGAUCUGAACCUUGCAUUUUGAAAGACUGCCAACCCUUUCACAUUUUCCAGAUUUGUUAUAGGAAACUUAAAAAGAAGUAUAAAAUGUCCUCAGCCAUCCUCUCCUAGAGUCAAGAACCAUUUGCCCUUCCUUCCUGAUUAUUCCUCCUUGCUUGUUAAAGUAAAUUCUAUGUUGUUGUGCUGUGUUUUGGCGUGUGGUGGCUGGGUUCUGUCUACCAUGUUUCUCUGUGGGUGUGGUACCCAGACCGAAUUACCACUAUUUGCUUGUGUGAACAUGAUACCAAGGCAGCUGGCCAUUGUAAUUUCUCCCACACAACCUGUUUUGACUACAUUUUUUUACUAAAUUGUCCAGCUGUAUUGGCAUCAUGUAAAUGCUUUUAUUAACCUGGGUAGGAAUUUCUCAUUUAUAUAUAGGGUGUGUUUUUGUCAUAGUUUCACAUUAGUGAUUCAGCAUUUAUACACUAAUCCAGUGGUUUUGUGCACACAAGAGGUAAUUUACUGCAAAGUAUGAUUCUGGUACAAAAAAAGGAAGCUUUAGCAUGCCUACAUGUUUGGGAUAUCAAUAAAUUACAUUCACUACUACUGCAGAACCAUAAGAGCCAAAACCUUAAAAAAAUAGACCUAGUACUAAGGUUAAAAAGAAAGUACCAAAGGGUAGACCAAACUAAACAUCACAGUAGUUGCUCUACAUUGUUUCACCCCACUUUGAUUUAUCUUUCAAAUGUACAAUUCUCUAUUGAACAUCUCCCAGCCAUAGUCAGGAAAUUUAAUUAAGCGUGCCCUUUCCAACCUAAAACAUUUCAACUAAUUGUAGAGAGGCAGACUAUUUUUUACCAAAACAAUUUAUAUGAUUACUUAUUUUAAUUCUCUGUCUUUGUCCACUUAGUUUGAUUUAAUCAUCUCUCCUGCCUAGGAAGAUAACUGUUUCCCAGGGAGGGUGAUUUUAUUCUGCAAUCAUUUAAAAUUUGGGAAAAGCGCAGGAUUAGCAUUAAUAUCAGCUGCAGUUUCUGAAUCUCUAUGAAUCCUGUAGUAAAAGAAGACUUGGUGAGCUGGGAGAUUUGUGCCCAGUGACGAAGAGACAGUUUAUAAAAUGCUGUGUAAUUGUAAGUUACCACAAAUGAAAAUAAAUUACAUUUGUUUUCAUUUGUGGUAAUGAAUUUUCUAGAAAAUUCCCCUGAGCCACCUUCAUCACAGAGUCUGGACAUUUGCUAUGUCUGAAGGAGAAUUUAUGUUGGAAUGCUGCAGUUUGGAUUAUUUCCACCUACUACCUAAAUGCAGUGUGGAGUCAUUACUUUGCUUGUGAUGACAGUGUCUUUGAAAAGAUGCAAAGUCAGAAUCCAGGCUCAGGAUAAGGUUUUAAGGAGUCUGGCUCCUUACUACAAAAAGUAGAGUGAAAGAAAGACAAGGACCAGCAGACGGUAGGACAGGGUGUAUCCAAACAUUUCAUUUUCAAAACCUUCAGGUUGGGAUUACCACCUUCUUACACAUGUAUUGAGAGAAGGAGAGAGAGAAAGGAUUCAUAAUGAACUCAUCUCUUUUAUUUUUAAUUGGAAGUGCACCAGUUUAAGAGAUGACUAAUCCAGGCUACUAUCAUCAUUGUAGAUUUCUUUUUUUUUUUCUGAAUUAGGCCUGUGUUAAUGGUACAGGAUGGCAUUCAGGACGGGAUUCUAAAAUGACUAACAAACUUGUUGAAAAUUUGGAUACCUCCACAUCAACCUAAAAAUGAACCUUAAGUUCCUAGAACAUCUGAUGUUCUUUUAAAUUAAUGAAAAAAUUAUUUGUGAACUAUAUACAGAGCACAUUCAUAAAUGUGAUGAAGUAUUUUAUCACUAAUGCAAAAUGUCAAUAUUAGUCUAUUUUGCUUCUAUUUUAAGCUAUUAUACGUUUUGCAAUUCACUGAUGAUGUAUCAUUUUCAAACUUCUUUAAAUAUCCAUUAGAAACAAAUAUUUGAAUCUUUUUCUUUUUUUUUUUUAAAGACUUUUUUU
Hipposideros armiger (great roundleaf bat) is the source of this 8537-nucleotide messenger RNA. It is a transcript of the gene TENM1, whose product is annotated as teneurin transmembrane protein 1. Lineage: Eukaryota; Metazoa; Chordata; Mammalia; Chiroptera; Hipposideridae. The transcript has 21 exons. The coding region runs from base 29 to 6136 and encodes 2035 amino acids. Gene Ontology annotation, molecular function: protein heterodimerization activity; protein homodimerization activity; cell adhesion molecule binding. The record is from RefSeq and is a predicted model, not a curated record. Gene Ontology annotation, cellular component: neuron projection. Gene Ontology annotation, biological process: neuron development; heterophilic cell-cell adhesion.